AUCAUCGCUAUGCACAACAGGACGCACCCGGCCACAGAAGUGCCACGGGCAGUGUGGAUUUCCCAUGAUGCUGAGCGGCGGCGGGGCCUCGCCGUGGGACCAUGACGCACCCUAGAAGGGCCAAAGGGUGGGAGAUCAGGCCCGCGUCGAUCCUGCGGUGGAUCCGCCGCCGCCGCGUCCUCAUGUGGCAAAGUAUACAGAGGCUCAUCCGGGCGUGCCACCGUGGCGUCGGUUGUUCCGUCAGCUACAAUGAACACGACCACGAUGAGCAGGAUAUGGUGUGCCUUGAGCCCAUGGGAUCAGAGCCGAUGGAGAUGCGAAAGAGGCAGAUGUCGGUGCAGCAGGAAUCGGCAGCGGGGGGGACUGCACUGGCCCACCAGGGCCAGCCGGGCCAGGCCAACCCGCGGGGUUCCAACGCCUGCUGCUUCUGUUGGUGCUGCUGCUGUAGCUGCUCUUGGAACGAGGACAGAGACGAGAGGAAUCGGAAGACCUCGUACGAUGUCAAGGAAGGGACCGCGGACUGUGAAGACUGCCCCAAGCCCACGCUGGAGGAGGUGAGCUCUUGGGCCCAGUCCUUUGACAAGCUCAUGAGCUGCCCGGCCGGACGCAACUCUUUCCGUCAAUUCCUGCGCACCGAGUUCAGCGAGGAGAACAUGUUAUUCUGGCUCGCCUGCCAGGAGUUCGCCAAGGAGAGCAACAAGGGCUCAGUGGAGGAGAAGGCCCGUGCCAUCUACGAGGACUACAUCUCCAUCCUCUCCCCGAAAGAGGUGAGUCUGGACUCCCGAGUGCGGGAAUCCAUCAAUCGCAACAUGCAGGAGCCCACGUCGCACACGUUCGACGACGCCCAGCUCCAGAUCUACACGCUCAUGCAAAGAGACUCGUACCCUCGCUACAUGAACUCCCAGGCCUACAAAAACCUGCUCAACGCUCUGUCCGAGCAGUCACCUGAAUCGUAGAAGAAAAAAAAAAAUCAAGACCUGUGAUCCACCAUUUUUUUUUUUGUAUUGCCCCACCCUCUCGUGUCCAGUGCAGGAUUUACACCGACCAAGCGGGCCGCCGCAAAACUCGGGGAAUUCUCAGCAGUAGACACUCAGGUCUCAACAUCUUGCGAGGGCUCCACAUCAAUAAGUACUGCUAACACUCCAGCAGAGCAACAUAAUACUCCAAAGGAACUUCUCUUACUUUUACUCCUUUCUUUUCAAAGAAGUAAUCUAUUUUAGUUGACCUUUUUUUAAAAUUGUUUUUUCUCAAGGGACAGGGAGGGGUAAACGAUUCCUACUUGAGACGACAUAUAUAAAUAUAUAUUUAUGAGUUUGUAAAUAAUACAAAUGGAAUUGUGGGUAUUUUACAUGGAGAUAUUUAACUGCGAGACGAGAAUCAAAGUUCAAAGGCAAUGGCGACACGCUAGCUUGACCUUGGUUUCACCUUAAUUUUUUUUUUUUUUUAUCAUCUGACAUAACUCCUUUUGUGUAACUUUAGUAAUUGUGAUGUAUUUAUUUGCCGCUACCGGUAUUUUUUACUCAUCCAAAGUGUAAUAUUUAAAGAUUUGCUUGCUUUGUACACCCCCAGCAAAAACAAAACACAAAAGCUGGGUUGUUUUUGUACAAAACAAGCUCCUCAAAAUUGGAUUGUUUUGUGGGUUAUUUAUUUGAUCCAACUUUUCCUAAUUCUAUUUAAAACCACUUAUGACCAAUUUUGGACUGCACUAGAAGACCGGCUAGCCAAUUGGAUGACAGUCAUUCAUUUGAAAAUGCCAGUUUGCAAGUUAGCAGAGACUCAUGGCUUAGCGUCUGCCCAAAAUGUCGCCACGGCCGUUUGUGCUGUCGCCACGAUGGUCCAAUGCUUUUGAGUGUUCCCUUUUGACUUUUGUUGCCUCACGACCGCGUCGCUCAAAAAGAUGAGCUGCUCACAUGGGGAGGGGAGGGGGGGAGGUAGGGGAAGUGCCUUGACAUUCCGUUUGGACGACACAUCCUUUUCACGGGCAAACUCUCGCCAUAAAGGUGCUUUUUUUGGGGGGGGGGGGGCGAGCACAAGAGCCAGCUGUCCGCAACAACACGUCCCUCGCAUCGGCUGAACUCGAUUUAUCCUCGAUGUUUUUAGCGACGUCUACCAAACUGGAUGUCGAGGGAAUGGGGCUGGCUGAUUGACGUCUUUGCUGAGUGCAGAAGAACCUCAAACGCACCAAACUGCGGUUUUGGCGCGAUGCCUAUUAAAUCUAUUUUUUGUUUUUGUUUACAGUAUAUGGGAUGUGUUCAUUUUUGCGCUGCGUUUUCUGAGAGAAAAAAAAAAGAAGACAUUUUUAAAAUAAUAACAAUAAAAAGAAUAAUGUGAAUGUUUACAGUGUAUGGUAUUAGAGUUUUUGGUUUUAUGCUACUCUCCAAGAACAUGAUGACUUGUGGGCAUUUUGAGUGAGAAAAAAAAUAAAUAAAGCACAAUGAUUUUAAAA
Messenger RNA from Syngnathus acus (greater pipefish), 2446 nucleotides. It is a transcript of the gene rgs20, whose product is annotated as regulator of G protein signaling 20. The transcript is spliced from 5 exons. Lineage: Eukaryota; Metazoa; Chordata; Actinopteri; Syngnathiformes; Syngnathidae. Bases 102 to 956 code for a protein of 284 amino acids. The record is from RefSeq and is a predicted model, not a curated record.